UUGAGCUCUGAAGUUCACGAGAAUGCAGUCCUAAAGAUGUACCCAUUUGUGUUCCAGGUAGAAAAAAUUUCGGUCAGACUCAAAGAGGUUUUCAACGAUUCCCUUCAAGGUGCUACGUGGAUGGACACAGAAAAUAAAAUGAAGGCUCUACAAAAGUUGCAAAAAAUGGUUGCGAAAAUUGGUUAUUCCCCAUGGCUACUGAACACGACCGUUCUUCAACACCUUUACAAAUACGUACCUAGCUUUAACCAAAGCACUUCAUUUCUGAAAAUGAUGUACCUUACAAAUGAAAACAACGACAUAAUAAUGAUGGAAAGAUUGCGCCAGGAAUAUGACACAGACUCAGACUGGCAUUUAAGCUUCUCAACUGUGACAACACAUUACGAUCCAAGCAGCAAUGAAUUCGUGUGUCCAAUGGCUGGCAUGCAAAGUCCAUUUUACCAGUUUGGUCUUCCUUGGUCUCUGAACGUGGGAGCGAUCGGAAGUGUAAUUGCGCAUGAAAUGACCCAUGGUUUUACUGGAAGAGGAAGUUACUACGAUGCUGAUGGUAGGCCUCGACCAAUAUGGCCAAAUUCCAAAUACAAGACGAAAACAGAAUGCUUCGUGCAGCAAUACGAGAAAAUUACUGAUGAAGAAACAAAUAUACCGAUCAACGGAACGCAAACUCUGGACGAGAAUAUUGCCGACAACAGCGGCCUGGAACUUGCAUAUGCGGCAUACAGAAGAAUGGUGGAGGAGGACUGCGACAACACCACUACCACUUUAGAAUCGUUACCAGACUUCACAGGGCCACAACUGUUUUUUAUUGGUAAUGCAAUGUCGUGGUGCAGCGUCGUAAAGGCCGGCUCCUUCCGACGUCCAGUACCAUACAUGCGCUACAGCCCGAGCAAAUACAGGGUGAACCUGCCAAUGCAAAACCUACCAGAAUUUGCCACCGCUUUCAACUGCUCCAGUGAAUCAGCAAUGUACAAGAAUUCUACUGAAACGUGUAGCCUAUGGAGACCAACGCUAACAACGGAAUGAAAGACAACAGACCAACUUUAAGCAAAAUCAUCCGUCAGCAAAUAAAAAUAAAAUAUGUCUUCCGAA
Dermacentor silvarum is the source of this 1089-nucleotide messenger RNA. Its product is annotated as neprilysin-1-like. The coding region runs from base 37 to 1023 and encodes 328 amino acids. Gene Ontology annotation, biological process: protein processing. NCBI's taxonomy places the organism in Eukaryota, Metazoa, Arthropoda, Arachnida, Ixodida, Ixodidae. The record is from RefSeq and is a predicted model, not a curated record. Gene Ontology annotation, cellular component: plasma membrane. The transcript is spliced from 11 exons. Gene Ontology annotation, molecular function: metalloendopeptidase activity.